Molecule: messenger RNA, 2758 nt
Organism: Oncorhynchus gorbuscha (pink salmon)
Lineage: Eukaryota; Metazoa; Chordata; Actinopteri; Salmoniformes; Salmonidae
Exons: 2
Coding region: 107-664 (185 amino acids)
Cellular component (GO): intracellular membrane-bounded organelle
Source: RefSeq, a predicted model, not a curated record
GAUGACGGGGGGGGGGCGGCGGCGGAAGUGUCAAUGACAGUCCUGGUUGUUUUGUUCUCAUUCCUAAACCUCAUCGGAUAAACAUAAUCAUAACGACGUGAAUAACAUGACCACCAUAUCACAAUUUGUGAAUGAUCAGCCGGUACUGCAUCGGCGGGAGUUUGAGGAGCUAGAUAGUCGAAGAAGGUGUCAAUCUCAUCAUCCAUCCAACACACCAAGACAAACAUUCCAGGAUGACCCUAGAGUCAGACCACCUGGACCUAGAUGGCAAGGCCCUCCCGGUGACCCUGGGACUUGGUGGUCACGCCCCUCUGGCGCCCCUGGAACCAGACCCCGCCCCACCGCUGACCCCAGAGCCAGGCUACGCCCCUCCGGUGACCCAAGGCCCAGACCACGCCCAGCCGGUGACCCCAUGGCCAGGUGGCCCCUCAUUGACGAUCCCACGACAAGACCUCAGGUGGAUGACUGCGAGCGGAUGGGGACCCUUUUCGGGCAGCUAAACAAGUGCCUGCGCAGCGCGGGCUUCACCCAGAUGUACUUUGGGGAGAAGGUUGUGGAUCCUGUGAUCAUCAUCUUUUUCUGGGUCCUACUGUGGUUCCUGGGCAUCCAAGCUCUUGGGCUGGUGGGGACUCUGUGCAUUGUCAUCAUCUUCAUCCAGAAGUAACUCGAUCUCCAGCCUGUUUGAUUGGCAGUUGGGAGCUCCGGUGUCUACAAAUAAAAAGGACUUGAACUCCAAAUGAAAGGACUUGAACUCCCUCGCUGUCUGUUCUGUUUGCAUUAAAAGGGCAAUCAGCAGUUACUUCUUACUUUUUUGGACUUGUAUAUUAAUGAUAUGUACCCAUUGAUUCUUGAAGAAUAUUAUGCCUCAUGAGCUUAGUUUAUCUGUGGUACCCCAUCAGAACUCAAAAUAUAAGCUUGUUUUACCCUAAUGUUUGUAAACAAACACUGUAUAGCAUAGUUUUAACCAGGUUUUUCUAUCAUUUGAAUAUCAUGGAUGGUCAGUCCUUGCAUCCCUAGCUCUGUCUUUGAAUUUGAGAAUGGUUAAAUUUCUCCAGCUCCAUAUCGCCACUUUAUGCUGAAACAGAGGUGGGGAGCAUGCUUUAUUUUUCAGCUGCUGAUUGACACUUUAAACCUUCCUAGACUCAGUGAGCGUUUGUCAAUACUCAUCUUCUUAGUGGCCAACUACACUUUAUCUGGAGGGAACAUUUAGAGUGCUGGCAGGUGAAAUGGGGGCCUUGCUCUUAACUACAGAUCUCCUGGUUUCAAGCUUUUAAAACUGAAAAUCAGACCACUUUGCUCACUAGCUGCACCCCAAUACUCAAAAGCAAUGUCUGAUUAUCUCAUUACAUAUGUGAGUAUUGAAUUGAAAGAACUGGAUCAGUGAAAGCAAUAUAUCUAAUAGCUUAACUAGUUUUGUAUCGCAUAGUUUAACUGGUAAGUGUCAUUUUCAAGUUUUAUGAAGUUUUUGAUCAUGAGGGAAAGCAAUCAAGGAAAGGAAGUCUAUCAGAACUAUUUGGAUGCAGCCAUUGCUUCAAGUAUACUGAGUAGUUAAAUAUGCAAUCUGUAAGCCUCCCGUGUGGCGCAGCUCCCGAGCCUGAACGGGAGUUGUAGCGAUGAUACAAGAUAGUAGCUACUAAAAACAAUUGGAUACCACAAAAUUGGGGAGAAAAAGGGGUAAAAAUAAAUAUGCAAUCUGUAAGAUGAUAUCUAUAGUGUACAUGGAAUUAUAUUAUGUGGGGAAAAACAAAUAUUUCGUAACAUCAUUAGAACCGGUAGCCUAAAUCAAGGAGCGGCCCGUCAUAUUCCAAGGUGCAUUCCAUGAGAUUUGCACAUACAAGUAGCACUGUAUUUCUAUGAUACAAUUUGUAGUGGUCAAGGAAUGACAUUCCAUGAGAGCAACAUUACUUUGCUUCACAUCUUACAUUAUAUGCCAUUUUGUUAAACAACAGAAUGAAGUCAAAUAUCCUUCAUUUUGGGGUUAUCUAGAGGUCUGUUUCUGCUGCAUUAGUUUUAAUUACCAAUGACCAUCAGGCCAUAUGACACAUUGCUUUUUUAAGGCAAUUUGGGAGCAACAUUCUAACACCUGCAUGCCUACAAGGACCUGGAAUGCAUAUCACUGACUAGUUUAUUAGGUUCUAUAGUAACGUGAGUUGUCCCCCUACUUUGAAAAUGCAUUCAAACAUAUACCUUUGAUAUGCAUGUACUUCAAAGUAAUGUGUGGUUGCUGUGAAGGAGAAAAGUGUGCUCAUGACUAGCAUGGAUGUUUAACUUUUGCACAUUUGUAAAUGGGAAUGGUAGAGAGAGUUAUAUUAUAUCAAGCCUAUCUUUUUGAAUGAAAAUGGUACAUAAAUUGUCAGGAAUCCUACUAUUUUUAAAGUUGCAUGCAAUAUGUAACUUGAAAGCAAGUCUAAGAAGCAGUAGAUCUGUUAUGUGCUCUAUUUCUAUGCUUCCCGUUGCUUUCGGUUUUGUUCACCAGCUGAAAAUACAAUAUUUUUUAGAUGGACAAAUGAUUUUCUACACUAUACAUUGCUUGUUAUGUCACAAACUGAAAUUGGGCGAACUAUUCAAAUUUUUGUAAUCAGGAAAUGAUGACGUGAUUUAUGCAUGUUGCACCUUCAGUGGAGGUGACAAAAUACCCAUAAAACCUACCGGUCAAACAGGGAAAUGUUCCAAUCGUGUUUCUUCCAUUCAUUUUUCCCAUAGGGGAUUUUAUGAAACACUUCAAAUAAGGGCUGUGUUUCGUGUAGGCUUACCCUGA